This is a messenger RNA of Mycetomoellerius zeteki, 450 nucleotides long. RefSeq lists its product as uncharacterized. NCBI's taxonomy places the organism in Eukaryota, Metazoa, Arthropoda, Insecta, Hymenoptera, Formicidae. The transcript has a single exon. Gene Ontology annotation, biological process: DNA transposition; DNA integration. Gene Ontology annotation, molecular function: DNA binding. Bases 1 to 450 code for a protein of 149 amino acids. The record is from RefSeq and is a predicted model, not a curated record.
AUGGCUCCGCGAUUGCGAACAAAUGUGGACCGAGAGACGAGGGUCGUAAUCAAUGCAUACUACAAUGAUGGUCUUUCUAUUCGUAAUAUUGCCUCAAAACUGAAGAUCUCCAGGUCCACUGUUGCAUACAGCAUCAAGCGUUUUCGUGAAUUUGGAAUCAACAAAAAUCGACCACGAAGUGGAAGGCCACGGGUGACUACGAAAGCUGAAGAUAAGUCCAUCGUGCUGCUCUCCAAACGAGAUAAACGACGAACUGCUCCUAUAAUUCAAGCAGAUUUCAACUUAGGCCAUGACAAGCAGAUAUCUGUAGCAACUAUCAAAAGGAGACUUAGAUCAGCUGAUCUCUUUGGUAGAGUUGCUGUACGGAAACCACUUCUUCGUUCAGUAAAUAAAAAGAAAAGAUUGCAAUGGGCGCAGAAACACAAGAAUUGGACUGUAGAAGAUUUUUAA